UGUGUGGAACAAUUCAAUUCCACCCCUUUGCUUCAUCUGCAGUUCCAUGUCAGACGCCAUUUUGUCAGACUGCCCCUCUGCUGCCAUCUGUCACAUUGCAACAAAGGAACAGAAUACUGGUGGGAAGACUCAACCAUCACUGCCGUAUCACCAGUAUGCUUUUCUUGGAGAGAUAGGCAAUACACAGCAUGGAAAUGUUCUGACAGUGCAGUAUUCAACCAGUAAUGGCCUUGCUAUUUUGUAUCAAGCUCGGGUUUCUCUGCUCCAUUUUCCUGAGAGAGGCGGAGAGCUGGGUAGGCUUUAGAAGCGAAGUUACGCUCUCUCCUUUGACAGCGAUCAGAGGAGAGGGCAAAUCCAGAACAGCGACCAGGAGCUUACAUUCCUUCUCUUAAGUCUCAUGUUCAUUGCUGUGGAAAAAUAACUUUGAUACCCAGGAAGUCAAGGGCAUCUGGCACCUUUCACAAAAAGUAUUUACAUCCACCAAGCAGAAAAACAAUCUGACAAAUGGAAAAAGCAACUUUAAAUAUACAAAUGUGUGUGUGCUGAAUACACCAACGGCAGCAUCUGAGAGGAUCCACAGUUGUGAUUAGGCUUUACUGGGGCUUGGUUUGGACUAUAUUUGCCAUGGCUUUGCACUGGUGUUCAGGAUCCAUUCUCCAUUUAUAUAUAAGGUUCUACUGUCCAGUUUAAAGCCUUUGCGUGUCCAUAAGCCCUAAGGAAUGUCAACAGCUGUAGAGAGUAACCUUCUCUGUUCCACACGUGCCUACGUAUUUCUCUUUGUUAAGAUUUUGAGGAGUAAUGCCACAAAGCAGCAGUGAUAACCUGUAUGUCCUAUAUAGGCACCUUGCCUGUUCUAUUUUCAGGGAGCUGUCCUUAAUUUUCUAUCAAACCUCAGCUUUGCUAUCUGUAUUCUGCAUGUGAUGAGGACUACUUUUUAAUUACCAAUUGCAGUUUGCUUGUGUUUCAGAGCAGCUCUGUCAAAUCUAUUGCAGUAGCUGAGAGAAAUAGCCUAAUGGGAGGCUAAUGAGGAACUGACACUCAUCCUCUCCUCCUUAUGAUCCUGCUUGCUUUCUGCAUUGUUAAUCAUCGUGACAAACUUUAACAAUUUAGCUGUGAGUUGUUAUGGAUGAUUGCAGAAGAUGAAACUUAAAUGACCUCCUGGGUCGGAGUUAUGUCUGUUGUGUGCAACACCAGGAUAUAAUCCCAGCAGAACUGUGGAUUUGGGAGCUUAAUCAAAGGGCUGGUGUAUAAAAGAUGGAUGACUGAAUCCUCAGAACUUAGGCUUUAAACAGAAAAAAAGACUUAUUUGAAAGAGUAGGUGUAGGCAUUCAUACUGAUGGCUUGGAUCCAAGUGGAUAGAGGUAGCUAAAAUCCUGAAGAAGUAUGGCUCCGGUUCCUCUCUGUGCUUUUCUUUCACUUCCUUGUAAAUGAGUGUCCAAUAUUCAUCAUAAAUCUUUGUUUGUUUUGUUUGCAGGAGUUGCAUAAAGUGCUGCUUUUAAAGAUCUUGUUCAAACUUGUAUGCAUAUAGAUAUAUAUUCAUACAUAGUCUCAUUUGUUUCUGUGCUUGUGUGUUUUUUUGUGCAUUGUGUGAUUUUUUUCCAACACUUUAUACAUGAAAGUCUUCAGAUUCCAAUAUCUGCAUAUAAAGAGGAUGUGGAUCUGCUAAAAGCCAAACCUCCCUUCAUCAGGUUGUUUGGUCUAAAUGCUGGAGAAUGUUGUUGUAGUUACUGACUAUGGUACAUAGUGGGCAAUUAUGCCACAAGCAAACAUUGCAGCUUCACGGAAAGGAUAGGCAUGAAUAGUCAUUAGUUUCACAGAAAGGAAGGAAAUUACUCUUUUCCUGAUUGUCAGGUGGUUAAUUUCAGUCUUUCCAGAGUGGAUUUGUAUUGGUGAGGUGUUAAUUCAAACAAUGAGCACAAAGGAAUAGUGAAUAAUUAAAAAUGAAACAAACUGAACUCCAAAUAUCUCAAUCCUUAAAAAAUUUAAAUUAGUAGUUCUAUGCUCUGCAAGUCCUUCAUGAAGUCCUACACUUAUCCAAAUGUAGCAUAAAAACUCCAGAACUUCAUUAACUUACCCUGUUGAAAAGGCAAAACUGACACAACGAAAUAGAAACAACUUCCAUGUUGGAAAAGAACGCAAACAACGGGUGAUUUUUUUUCACUUACUUUCUUCCCAGCAUACAGCAUUCAAAAAUUAUCUGAAAAGAUCACACUGGUGAAACGAUAUCGAUGGCUAAUGUGUUGUAUAUGCAAAAGUGUUGGACUCACCAUUCCAAUUUUUACUCUGAGCACAGAAGGAAUUUAAACAUAGGAGGCUGUAGGAACCAAACUUACAUUCCUCAGGGAUGUAAGAUUCCCUCUGUGGUAGAUCAAAACUGUAGAAGAAUGAAGUGAUAUAUUUAGCUCCAAACAGAAAACAAACAAAACAAAAUCUUUUCAAAUUAAGUGGAAGUUUGUCUGCAAAAUCCUAUUCUCUAUUUUUUUGCUCACAGAUACAUUGCGUGUGCAGGUCAUACAGUGCAAAUUUGGUAAUUGUUCAUCAGUGCAAAAGUCCUUUUCAAUUUAAAAGGAGAAAAAGUAGGUAAAACAUACUGGCAGAAAAAAAUGUCUUUGAAAUGCUGUGACUUGCUAUUCCUAGUGAGGAAAAAAAGCCCUCCUUUUCCAUGAAAAAUUGUCUCCACAAAAUUUCUUCUGGAUCCUUUGCAGCUGUGAUUUCAUGUUUUCCACUAUGACAAGCAGGGUGAAGAAAAUUGCUGUGUGAAUUUUAAUCCUCCCAUGCUUCAGAAGGAUGAAACAGUUGAACUGUCUACUCAGUACAUGUUAGAGCAGUCCCCAUCAGCUUCAGUUUAUGGUGAAGGAAACAGCCUCUUAUAGACAACUGUUCACCAUCUCAUACUAAUAGAAACCAUUGCCCUCAUCAGAAUACUCCCUGCACCAAGAAGGUGAAGAGCAAUUGACAUGUAUGUAAUUCUACUUUGCUUGCUGAGGUUUGUCUUUCAGCACAGAUUGUAUGUGAACGCUUCUACCCAGCAAUUUUCUCUCGUCUUACUCAAAUAGUGCUUUGGAGUCCUAUGAAUUAAUUGCCUCAUAAUAACUGGAUCUGAAAAAGUACCUACAGAGAUUGACUCAUACUAUUACAAGCAAAAUACUCUGCAGAUCUGCAGUUAAAUGGUGCCUAUAUGCACCCUAUCCCAAUAUUUAUAAAAGAACUGCUAUGAAAAGAGCUCUUUAUCAGCUAAGAUUCACCUAUCAGUUACCUAGAAGAAAUAAGAAAUUUAAACAUCAAGAAAUACACAAAUGAGGUGCCAAAUCAUGAGGUCUUCUGAAAUCUUCCUGCUCUCUUCGGGUAACCCAGCUAUCUGUCAGACAUUUGCAGGUAUUAUGUCCCACCACCAUCAUUUUCUCCAGGUCCAGACUCUGUCCUGCUGUAACAGAAUCUCCAUCCUUCUUUCACCCGUAGCUUUUUCCUCUUCAUACAAGCUAUCAGCAUUUUAUGUUAUAUUCGCAGAACAAGAAGAGCUGAUGUGGAAGAAAGACAAAGCUGAUUGUUUUGCUGGAAGGAAUUUCUGGCUCCUGAUAGAUUCUGUAACUUGUGAGCCAUAACAGUAGUGCUUAAAAUUGAUAAUCUUAUCGACUGAAAUUUCAGUCUUGCUUCUUCUCACUACGUAAUUCCCUCUUUUCAUUUUUUUGUUUGUUUUUACUGGAAUUAGUAGAGAUGAUACAUGGAAGAUUUGCAAUUGAUUGAAUUCAGUCAGUUGAACAUUUUAGGUGUCUUGCAUUAGUCACAAAUGAGUACAGCUGUUAAGAUUAUUCCUUCCUCUAGAACAUUUAGUUUUUGAUAAAGGCAGACUGACAGACCAAGAGCUGAUUUAAAAUGGUAUGAUGAACGCAGUACCAUCAAAGUCAGGUGAAGCUAUGGUAUGAAGAUACCAGGAGAAUAAUAUUCCCAUUUUACUGGCUGAGAGGCUAAGGUAUAUAGAGAGCAUGAGUGCUGACCACAAACACUAAGCAGCCUCUUGACAGAGCUGGAAUGCAAGCCAAGUCUCCCAAAGCCCAGUUCAAGUGUCUGACCAUAGAAUUACACUGACUGGUGGGCAAGAGGGCUAGUAACUCACACUUUGAGAAGUUCACUUUUCUCUUGCAUACAAAAAGAGAUUAAUAAUCAUAAACACAAACUGAAGGUAUCUCACCAUACAGUUAACAAAUGAUGCUUUCAGUGUAGCUUUUUAAGCAUCUUUCUGCUCAUUCAACAUUAUUUUCUAUAAACCAGAGUGGUCAGAAACAAAGUAGUACUGUUGAAAUCCUCCUCUACAUAACAAAAACCAGCCUGCAACUGUAAAGUCCAUUUCCAUUCAUCAGCCACCACAUCUGUUGCUUGCUUGGACACCGGCCAGAAUGAUUCAUUCACAUGUCUAACAUUUAUUUUGGUGAAAUACUGGGAUUAUACAGAAGGGCAAUAUUUCAAAACUGGGUUUAGCAAACCAAGGGAAGUUGGAAACAACUUCCUCACAGCUGAAAACAAACACAGUGUUAUAUCAUUCUGCAGCUUUAUUAAGAGGAAGGCAGUAGCCAAGUGAAGCAGCUGGAAUCACACUGAAGUCACUCUGAACUCUACAGAUCACUUCGUUCUUCUUUCUGCUACAGAGAGCACAUCCCUGACUUACAGUGUGCUUUCUUCCAAAGAACUUAAGAAGAAAGCAGCUGUGCAACAUGUCAUUUGAAGAUUUUGAGAACUACUCUUAUUUCUAUGACCUGCCCGAGGAAGAAGAAUCACCCCAGUCCACCCUCAGCAUUGCCCAUAUGAUUUCCCUUUCAUUUUACAGUGUGGCAUUUCUUCUGGGAGUGCCGGGUAACGCCAUCGUCAUCUGGUUUAUGGGCUUCAAGUGGGAUAAAUCUGUCUCUACGCUCUGGUUCCUCAAUUUGGCCAUCGCAGAUUUCAUUUUUGUUCUCUUUCUGCCCCUUUAUAUCACAUACGUGGCAAUGGGCUUCCACUGGCCUUUUGGGAAGUGGCUCUGUAAAAUGAACUCAUUCAUUGCACUACUGAAUAUGUUUGCCAGUGUUUUCUUCCUGACAUUCAUCAGCCUUGACCGCUACAUCCGCCUUGUGCACCCAGUUUUUUCCUACAAGUACCGGACUAUAAAGAACACCCUCAUUCUUAGUAUGAUCAUUUGGAUGUCAGCUGCCAUUAUUGGUGGCCCUGCCUUAUACUUUAGAGACACAGCUACUGCUCUCAACAAUGUCACCAUUUGCUACAACAACUUCCACGUGCAUGACAGAGAACUCGUUUUGCUGAGACAUCACAUUCUGAUUUGGGUGAGGCUUGUAUUUGGUUACCUCUUUCCUCUACUGACCAUGGUUAUCUGUUACUCAUUGCUGAUCGUUAAAGUAAAGAGGAGAACAGUGUUGACUUCUAGCAGGCUCUUCUGGACCAUCAUUGCUGUAGUUGUAGCUUUUUUUCUUUGCUGGACACCAUAUCACAUAUUCAGUAUUGUGGAGCUCUCUGCUCACCAUGAUGAAAAUUUGCACGACUUAUUGCAGGAUGGCAUUCCCCUCUCCACAGGCCUUGCUUUCAUCAACAGUUGUCUCAAUCCAAUCCUCUAUGUUCUCAUUAGCAAGAAGUUUCAGGCUCAGGUCAAGACAACAGUCUCUGAGGUGCUAAAAUUGGCACUGUGGGAAGUGAGCCGCUCAGGAACCGUCAGUGAGCAGCUGUGGAACUCAGACAACACUCACACGCCUGUGCACCACUGCGAAACUGCUCAGUGACUGUUCACCACCAUCCAUCUAUAAAAUAACUGACAGAUUUGGAGGUGUUGUUGGCUUCACAUCCUCCAGUGAGAUGUGCAUCUUUGCAUAUACAGUUUUGUAUUAAUGGCUGGCUUUACUGUGCUUGCUGCUUUCCUUUAAAUGUUUUUAAAGGAUACAUCAUUUGGGUGUGGUGUGGUUGCAGCGUGGACGGCCUGAAUAGAAAGUCGUCUGGGUUUUCUAUCAGGAAUAUUGUUGUAAUCCUGUUGUUGACAAUACUUCACUGAUCACACAAGAGCACAUAACAUUCCUCUGAUCGCCACUGAUAACACUUUUGAUCUAGGCAUCCUCAUGUGAGAGAUCAUGUCAGACAUCAGUGGUUUGUGAGUGUCACAAGUAUUCCACUAUUGUUUAAAGUAGGAGUCACCUAGCUAUAUCCCAGCCAAAAGAAGCUGUCAUUAGCUUCACUCUGCAAUCAGAAAAGUAACUCAAUACAGAGAACACUGAAUUGCUGCCUUUUCCUUCUAAAGAAGCAUGGAAAUGUUUUCUCCCGUUGUUUUGUCUUAUAUUGAGCUGAGCCAGGGGGCUGUGGUUUCUUGUCAUUUUUUGCUUUUAAUGCCAUCUGGUUGUAAAAUACUAAGCAGGUGUUUCAGAAAGUAUUUUGGCUCAUUUGAAAUAUUCAAAGAAUUAGUGGAAAUGUUUCCCACUGAAUCUGAGACUUAAAGCCCUUGUCACAUGUUCUUUUUCUGUGUUUAAACUUUCAGGUUUCAGAGACUUCACAAUUAUCAGCUGUUUUCUGCUGGUCUUGCAAACAAAGGUUAAGAUGCAGUAAAACAUUUUGUCCUGCUGUCCAAAUAGGAGUAGAGUGAAUUCAACAAUAUUCUUUCACAAGAAGGUAGCCAAAUUCAGACCUCUCUACCAAGCUGCAGUCAAGAUUGUACAGCCAAAAUACAAAGUUCACUCGCAUAAGAAAUAGGCAGUAGACCCAGUUAUCCUAUUUUCUGCUCCAACAUGUUGCCUGCUGUAGAAUCACACCUACACCAAUGCAAAUGUACACGCUAAGAGGAGCAGAUCAAUUUCUGAGGCAGUACCACUUGAUCGAGAAGUUGUACGUGAGAUAAAACUGCGAAGAAUAAAAGCAUAAAGCUUUAGGUAACUCGCUUUUUAUUGUUACUGGCCUGCAUAUCUAGAGUAAAACUGGCUUUCACAUAACCUACAUGUUAACACGUAAGUCGCGUUUAUAUUGUAAAUGAGGCCUUGUAUGUAAAACUAUGCAUCUGCAUUCAUGCAUAAGCACAUCCAGUACUGAUAGCUGCAUAAAUAGCAACUGUCUGAUUGCGGUCUGUAGCUGUUUCUUUGGGCUCUGGUCUCACAGUUUUAGUGAAGCAGAACCUAUGGAAUUUCAGUGUAUUUAACUUUGGGCUGGAAAGUUGGUAAGCAGCAUUCUUUCCUUUGAGUCAUUCACUGCCUGGUACACAGUGACUCACCCAUAAUAUUCUGGCACUAUGCAGCUGAGCGUGCCUAAAUCAACUGUUUGCCGUUUUUCUUCACAUAUUCCUUGACAUCUUUCUAAGAAUGUGUUUUAGUGCUCCUUCCCUGACUGUACUCCAAGUGGAGUAAUAAAAUUCUGUUGGCUCCGAAGAAUGUGUUCAUUUGCUUUUCUCAGCAGCAAAUACACAGUGACUGUUCACAGAACAGCACCUUCCUGACGUUUUUAGAAGAUGAAAGAAAACCCUGACCUUUUAUGUUACAGGAAUUAAAGUUUAUUCAGUUUUUUUCCAUGCACAUUAGGUAUAUGAGAACAAAUAUAUGAGCAAAGAACUUGAUUUUCAAAACAAGAGAAUUUUUACAUUUGCUUUGUCUUGUGUAUGUAAUCAGAAAAUGUUUUACAAUGCUUCGCUUGGACCAGCUCUCUGGAUUAAAAAAAAAAAAAAAAACAACAUAUUGCCAACAUCUAACCACCACCUUCACCAAAAGCUUCCCCCACAUAGUAUAGAAUCUGGCCAAUAUCAGUCCCGGUUUGUGGAGAAAAAUAGACCAACAACUUCGCAAGGUUAUUGCUACCUCCUUCAUACCAAGAUCAGCUACAUAAUUGCCUCCAACUCAUUUCUGCAAGAGUAAUGGAAGAUACUUAAUCAAAACAGUAUUCUCGGUCUGUUUCCAAAGAAUAACAAAAAAGUCCAAUUACUCUCCUACACUGCUUGGACAGAAGAAUGCUCAUUCAAAGCUCUAUGAUGAAAAAAGAAGCAGAGGAAGGGAAUCUGUCUUAUUUUGCUGAGAUACUGCAUAGAAACAAAAAACAACAAAACUUAAUAGCAGCAGGUUCUAUUCUUAACUGCUUCUUAAUGUUUGUUCUUUUGAAGAUUGUGUGGAAGCGUUUCUGACACUUUUGUUAGAACUCUAUUACUUUAAAAAACAGUGGUAACUGGCAGCCCUUUUUAAAAAGAGGCACCAGUUCUCCCAUGUUACUUUAUAUGACUGUAUUUAAGAUCUCAAACUUACAAUUGAUCUUGUCAUUACAGGUUACAUUUGAAACAGGAAUGUCUCAUUCAGUCUGAGAUACUGAUUUUUCAGAGGCACACUGUUGUAAGCUGUACUUGAACAAAAUUAUAAGAUAUUAUCCACCUGCAUUAACUGUAGCAUGUAGCCACUGCACCCCAUUAAUCCUCCAAGCACGUGGCAAUGCCCCGUUCUCUUGAAGGGACACGCUGCCCCCUAGCUAUCUGUGCAUUAAUCGCACCUCAAGGAUCACAAUCCUACUACUCAAGGUUAAAAACCAAUGCUGGCCUGCAGCUUAAGGCACA
This is a messenger RNA of Lagopus muta (rock ptarmigan), 8545 nucleotides long. It is a transcript of the gene CMKLR2, whose product is annotated as chemerin chemokine-like receptor 2. Gene Ontology annotation, molecular function: complement receptor activity; G protein-coupled receptor activity. The coding region runs from base 4710 to 5762 and encodes 350 amino acids. Gene Ontology annotation, biological process: complement receptor mediated signaling pathway; inflammatory response; phospholipase C-activating G protein-coupled receptor signaling pathway. The record is from RefSeq and is a predicted model, not a curated record. NCBI's taxonomy places the organism in Eukaryota, Metazoa, Chordata, Aves, Galliformes, Phasianidae. Gene Ontology annotation, cellular component: plasma membrane. The transcript is spliced from 3 exons.